Molecule: messenger RNA, 2547 nt
Organism: Pieris macdunnoughi
Lineage: Eukaryota; Metazoa; Arthropoda; Insecta; Lepidoptera; Pieridae
Source: the annotation of a GenBank genome assembly
AUGGCUGCGACCGCGACAAAAGUUGUAGGAGCCGCAAAGGACAUAUCACCUCUUUAUUAUAGAAUGCUAUCAAAGUUUCCUCAAAACUUUACCUUUUGCUUUGCUUAUGGAUCUGCUGUCAAACCUCAAAUUGGAAAUGAGAAGAAACAUAACAUGAUUGACUUGAUUUACUGUGUAGAUAACUCUCAUAGAUGGCAUGGUGCAAACCUUGAAAUUAACCCCUCUCAUUACUCUGCUCUUCGUUUCUUGGGCAAAGGAUUUAUUGCAAAGUUUCAAGAAAAAUGGGGUGCUAAGGUCUAUUUUAAUACCUUGGUUGAGAUGAAAGAAGAAAAUGUUACAAUUAAGUAUGGAGUUGUGUCACAAAAAGAUUUAAUAACAGAUCUCCUGGAUUGGAACUACCUCUACCUGGCUGGUAGACUGCAUAAACCUGUAGAAAUAAUCAAACAAACAAAAACUUCACAACUGCAAAAUGCACUUCAGUCAAAUUUGAGAUCUGCAGUGCACACAGCUCUACUGAUUUUGCCUGAGACAUUUUCAGAAUAUGAUUUUUAUUUUGCCAUAUCAAAUCUUAGUUAUGCUGGAGAUUUUCGCAUGACUUUUGGUGAAAAUAAAAAUAAAGUGAGGAAUAUAGUUCAACCCCAGUUGCUCAGUUUUAGAGAAUUAUAUCGUCCAAUAUUGCAACAUUUCCAUGCUUAUGUUGAUUUUCCAACCGGGGAUGCACAAUGCCAUCAAGAUUUAAGUCCAAAAACUAAACUGCAUCAUCUAAUGCAAUUGCCUAUGGUUCCACAACAAAGAAUUGUUAAGUUCUGGAAUCAUGGUGGACCACAACAGGAUAUGGAGGAUGUGUUGAGAGCAGUUGCAUAUGACAUUGAUUGUGCUGUUAUUUUAAGACAGAUACUAAAAGAUUUAGUUUGGCAAUCCAGUGUACGACAAUCUUUAAAAGGCAUAGCCACAGCAGGUCUUCUAAAAUCUAUUCGGUACAGAAAAAUGUUAUCUGAUGAAUCAAGCAGUGAUUCAGAAACUGGCCGCUUUAAAUGCCAAACAAACAAGCAAGAUGGUCACCAGAGAAGGGAUGAAACUAGGUCUACAAAUAGAACAAGAUCUCCUGGUAGAAACAAGCACCCUGUUAAUAGAUAUGAUAAGGGUUUUGAUAGAAAAAAAGAUGAUAGAGAUAGAUUUCAUAGAGAUAGACACAGGCAUGAAAGGUAUUCUCCUAUAAGGUCUAGGUAUCCUAGAGAUAGAAGUAGAGAGAGAAGAUCCCAUGAGAGACAAAGAGAGAAGGAGAGGUCAAAGCAUAAAGAUUUUAGUCUAAAUAGAGAUCAAAGGAGAAGUUCAAGAUCCAGGUUCUCGAGAUCUCCUAUGCACAACAGAAAUGUAAAAGAUGAGAUUAAAAAUAUCAUUGUUUCAGACAAAACUACUGAUAAGUAUGAUAGGAAACCCAGAGAUGAUAGUCCACCAUCUCCUAUUCACACUGUCAAGAGGUCUGAGGUUUAUAAACCUCAAGAGCAACCAAAAACCAGGAAGAGUGAAAGCCCUGUUGUUAUUGAUCAUGACAGUCCUGAUGAGGAAGUACAACUAGGAUCAUAUUAUAGCAUGAUACCAGCUGUUGUAAAGGAAAAAUCCGAAGAAUCCAGUGAAAUUGAUUCAUCUGAUGAUGAAAAGCUUCGUGCCAAGCUCUUAAAUUUAGAAAAAGAACUUCACAAAACCAAAAAGAAGAAACAUAAGAAAAAACACAAGAAGAGAAGUUCAAAGUCAAAAGAUAAAGUUUUGGAUGCAAUAUCCGUUGAAGUUACCAGUACAACCGAUAUACAAGAAGUGCAAAAUGAGCAUAAAACUCAGUCAACAGAAGUUUCGUCCACACAAAAAAAUAAUCGUAAAGACAGCAGCGAGGAAGGAGAAAUAUUAAGUGAAGAGGAGUUUGAUUCCAAUGACCUGAGACACAAGCUAAAAAGAUCAAAAACAGCACAAGAACAGCCUAAAUUAGAUGCUUGUGGUCCCGCACUGCCGCCACAUUUGCAGAAACGCUAUACUAAGAGUGCCUCUCCCGAUAAUGUUUCAAUUAAAUUAUCAACUGAAAAGGUCAGAAAUAUUGGACCAACUAUACCAUCUGACAUGCGAAAAGUGCUUGCUGAACAAAGCCCAGAAUUGAUAAAAGAAAGUUCAGAUGAAGAUGGCAUCGGUCCUUUACCCGCUGGCGCUGAAGAAAAAUGGUCAGAGGCUCAUCAAAAAUUGGAAGAAAGGGCAUAUGAAAUUAAGAUCAAGAAAUUGGAAGGGCAAAGCAUGAAAGGCAAGGAUGUGAAUCGGGAACAAUGGAUGCUUGAACUGCCGGAGGGAAAAACUAAGUUUUUAGGGCUUGAGGCUCGUGGAUUCAGAGCAAAAGCGGGACCGGAUAUGUCUGACAGAUCCAGCUGGACAGAUACUCCAGAAGAUAAAGCUCGAAAGGCAUCGGGUGUGGUUGAGGAAGAUCCUUCGGAAACUUUACAACGAGAAGCGAAGGAUCGGCAGGUGUCAAACAGAGAUGAAGAACAAGAACAAGCUGUGAGGUAG